Molecule: messenger RNA, 531 nt
Organism: Vicia faba (fava bean)
Lineage: Eukaryota; Viridiplantae; Streptophyta; Magnoliopsida; Fabales; Fabaceae
Source: the annotation of a GenBank genome assembly
AUGAUAAGUGAGCAAGCUCUAUUUGCUCUUUGUAUGCAAUUUGUGCAUGGGAGAGAGUAUUAUCAAGGGUCGUUCUAUGUUGAAGAUGUUUUUCUCCCUUAUCAAAUUCGUGAUAUUCUACCGCACAGGUUUCCAUUUCUUCUAGUGGAUAGAGUGAUUGAAUACAAUCCUGGAGUUUCUGCAGUGGCUAUUAAGAAUGUAACAAUAAAUGAUAACUUCUUUCCUGGACAUUUUCCAGAAAGACCUAUCAUGCCUGGUGUGCUCAUGGUUGAGGCACUGGCACAGGUAGGUGGCUUAGUUAUGUUACAACCUGAAGUGGGAGGUCCUCGCGAGAAUUUCUUCUUUGCCGGUAUAGACAAAGUACGGUUUAGGAAGCCUGUGAUUGCUGGAGACACCUUAGUUAUGAGAAUGACACUUAUCAAACUGCAAAAGCGAUUUGGAAUAGCAAAGAUGGAAGGGAAGGCAUAUGUUGGAGGUGAAGUUGUAUGUGAGGGUGACUUUUUGAUGGCCACAGGAUCUUCUAGCGAAUAA